AUGUUGUUUCCGCUGUGCGCUGUGCUUCUCUAUGUUUGCGGUGUGGUGGUGUACAGGCUGUACUUCCAUCCUUUAAGCAGGUUCCCAGGGCCAAAAUUGGCGGCAGCAUCGACCCUCUACGAGUUCUACUAUAACGUGAUCCAGGGUGGUCGCUAUCUGUUCGUGAUAGAGGAUCUGCACAAAAAAUAUGGACCGAUUGUGCGUGUUACGCCCCACGAGCUUCAUGUCUCAGAUCCAUAUUUCUACACAGAAAUCUACGCAGGUCCCACUAGAAAGCGUGAGAAGGAUCCAAGAAUGGUCCGGUUGGCAGGACAGCCAACUUCCAUGUUCGCCACUGUUGAUCACCACUUGCACGCUUCUCGGAGGGCUAUCCUCAGUAGUUACUUCUCUAAGAAGUCCAUUACCGGCCUGGAGGGCAUGAUCCAAGGCAAGGUUGAGAAACUUGUAACACGACUUUCUAAAGCCUGUGAUCAGGGUAUCGUUGUUCCCCUAGACUCUGCAUCGUCCGCUUUGACUGCCGAUAUCAUUUCGGAGUUUGCAUAUGGUGUCAGUCUGGACUAUCUGGAUGAUCCCAAUUUCAAGAACGAGGUUGCAGAGUCCAUUUUGAGUCUUGCAUCGUCUGUCCAUGUUUUAAAGUUUUUCCCUUUCAUUUUGUCUAUUUCCAAAAUCAUCCCGGACAGUGUCGUUGAAUAUCUUUCUCCGGAGGCUUCUAAGAUAUUGCGCUUGCAGAAAUUGGUUCGUGCGCAAGCAGCAGUUGCACUAGAGAAUGAGGGCAAGGUCGAGGGCAAAGUCACAAUGUUUGGAGCUCUAUGUGACCCUUCUUUGCCGCCACAAGAGCGCACUCUUGAUCGGCUUCAGGACGAGGGCUUCUCAUUGAUUGGCGGUGGCACCGAAACUACCACAGGAACACUGAAGAUCAUCAUGUUCAAUUUGCUACAUGACAAGUCUCUGUUGUUGAAGCUCCGUGAGGAACUUGCCCAGAAUUCAAGCGACACAUGGGCUGAGCUCGAACAACUACCCUACAUGAGAGGAGUUAUCAACGAGGGACUUCGUCUCUCCGGAGUUAUUACCCGACUUCCGAGACGUGCUCCAGAUGAAGCAUUGCAGUUGAACGAGUGGACAAUUCCCGCAAAUGUAAAACGACCAACCCUUUCAAGCACAUCAUCGUGGUUUAUGCAUAUGAAUACAGAGUUGUUCCCUGAUCCGCAUAAAUUCGACCCUGAGCGAUGGAUCCGUGCCCAGGAAGCCGGACAGCGCCUUGAGCCAAUGAUCGCUGCAUUCAUUAAAGGAUCUAGACAAUGUCUGGGCAAUAAUCUUGCUUUGGCUGAACUAUACCUUGUUAUCUCUGCAUUGGUCCGGCAAUUCGAAAUGGAUUUGUACAAAACAGGUCCCGAGCAUAUUCUUACUUACAGAGAGUUUGGAUUUGGAGUUCCCAAGGAGAAAGGAGGGUUGAAGGUCAUGAUUAAAAAAACCUUGAGCGCUUAG
This is a messenger RNA of Penicillium nucicola, 1485 nucleotides long. Its product is annotated as cytochrome P450. Bases 1 to 1485 code for a protein of 494 amino acids. The transcript is spliced from 5 exons. Lineage: Eukaryota; Fungi; Ascomycota; Eurotiomycetes; Eurotiales; Aspergillaceae. The record is from RefSeq and is a predicted model, not a curated record. Gene Ontology annotation, molecular function: monooxygenase activity; heme binding; iron ion binding.